AUGUCAAACCUUUUUCCUUGCGCCCAUGUCUGGUUCCGACAAAGCCAAAUCGGAAAACUUCCUCCUCUUUAUCUCAGCAGUCGCCCCUCAGAGUCAAAGUUGAAGCAUAUGGAACACCACUGGGAUCAAGUUAUUCAACAAUAUCGCGACAUGCCCGACGAGAAAGCAUUGGAUAUCAUUAUGCUUCAAGAGGAGUUGGAAAAGGGUAUGUCGAAGGAAAAGAGAAUGGCGUUGCAGGAAUAUGUCUUUAAUAUUGAAGAUCCCGAGAGGAGAGCUAUGUUGGAGGUUUGGUUGGCGAGGUUUCCGGGAUUCAUGUUGAGGACCGACAGAUUGGUGGAUUUUGGGGUUGUGGAUACGAGGAAGAAGGCCGGGACUCGAAGUGGUUGGCAAUCAUGGCUUGAGGAGUGGAAGCUCUGA
Messenger RNA from Botrytis sinoallii, 417 nucleotides. RefSeq lists its product as uncharacterized. Bases 1 to 417 code for a protein of 138 amino acids. The record is from RefSeq and is a predicted model, not a curated record. The transcript has a single exon. NCBI's taxonomy places the organism in Eukaryota, Fungi, Ascomycota, Leotiomycetes, Helotiales, Sclerotiniaceae.